Adineta ricciae is the source of this 624-nucleotide messenger RNA. The record is from the annotation of a GenBank genome assembly. NCBI's taxonomy places the organism in Eukaryota, Metazoa, Rotifera, Eurotatoria, Adinetida, Adinetidae.
AUGAUGAAUACAAACGAAAACGCUUUCGAUGAGCCUUCUUUUGACGCCACCAGAAAAAAGAAGAGUAAAAAACGAAUUCAUGGUGAUGCGUUAGCUGAAACUACAAAUACAGCUGUCCCAGCUGAGAACUCUAUUCCCGAUACAACAAAAAAUGAAAAAACCAAUGAUUCUGAUUACUCUUAUGAUUAUUUGAUUUCACGAUUAAGCCAUGUAAUGGUUCAGCAUAGGACAGAAAUGCAUAUUCCUGCGGUGCAAGGAGCACGAAUUGGAACAAAGCGAACAUCAUUCGUUAAUUUUGGUACAUUAUGCAAAGUACUUCAACGAGAAGAAAAACAACUUCAGGAUUAUUACACCGUUGAGUUAGGUGUGCCAACAUCGAUUGACAAGAAUCAUUCUUUAAUCCUUCAAGGACGUUUUACAAUCUCGCAAAUGGAAAACGUACUUCUUUCAUUUAUUAGGAAUUAUGUCACUUGCCAAUCAUGCCGUAAACGUAAUACGCUUAUGGGCAAAUCCAAACGUCUAACGAUGGUCAAAUGUCUAUCUUGUAACUCUGAAUAUGCUGUACAAGCUAUUCAAUCUGGUUUCCAAGCUCAAGUCGGCAAACGCUCGGCAAAUGUAAAAUGA